Messenger RNA from Vigna radiata var. radiata (mung bean), 1086 nucleotides. Its product is annotated as trichohyalin-like. Bases 1 to 963 code for a protein of 320 amino acids. The record is from RefSeq and is a predicted model, not a curated record. Lineage: Eukaryota; Viridiplantae; Streptophyta; Magnoliopsida; Fabales; Fabaceae. The transcript has 5 exons.
AUGGAAGAAGAGGAGGACAGGCCAUCGAGGAUGGAGGAGGAGGAAGAGGAGAAGAAAAAGAUGGGAAGGGGAAGACAGGAGUACCAAGAACUGAGUUCCAAUCUGAAUCGUGUCUCUCGACUAGAGCGUGGAUGGAUCGCUAAAGAAUUAAAACUCGUGAUUGCGUCUCAACAUGUAAUUGGAUCGAAAGAAGCCAUGUUUGUUCAGAGGAGAGUGAAAGUUAUAGUUUUGAGGCAUAAGUUAGUGAGGCAAGCAACAUUCAAGAAGAAGAAAAAGAUGGUGAAGAAGUUGAAAGAGUUGAAAGUGGUUGAGUGGGCACAAGAGGAAGAAAGAAGGAUGGAGAGAGAAGAAGAGAAGAGAGUAGAAAAUAUGAUCAGAGAGGCGAAGGAGGAGCUGAGGAAGCUGAAGGAGGAGAAUAGAUUGAAGGAGUUGUUCCUUGACAUGCUUCAAGUGCAUGAUGAAACUGGAGAAUUUCCUAAUCUGAAAGAUUUAACCAAGAAAGAGCUUCAAGGGUUGCUGGGUUUGAUUGAAGCGAGCAUGCAGACACUUACGCAGCAGAUGGAAGAACCCUACCCAUCAACUUUCCCCUCUUCUUCCUCCCUUCUCGCAUUUCCCAUUACCACUGCUUUAAGAGUACACGUGGCUCAUCCCUCGAAGCCCUUCAACGGAGUUCGAAUCACCACACCCAGAGGGAACAAAGGCGCGCUGAUUGUCUCUGCCGCCGCAGACGGCUCUAGUUUGCCCGCGGAAGCGCUUCCUCCGGCGGUGAGCGAGAAAGAAAGUGGCGUCAGUGUGGAUAAACUUCCAUUGGAGUCGAAGGUAAAGGAGAGAGAGGAGCAAAAGCUGAGGAUGAAACUGGCGAAGAAGAUAAGGUUGCGAAGGAAAAGGCUUCUUCGGAAGUGCAAAUUGAGGAAGAAGGGUAGAUGGCCACCUUCGAAGAUGAAGAAAUUGAAGAAUGUAUGAUAAUCUAUGAAAACUAUUACUUUAAUUUCAAUUGGCUUUAUGCAGAUUUAAGCUUGUUCUCAUUUUAUUUUCACUGCAAUUGUUUUGCUAUCCAACGUGUAUUUUGACUAAUUUAUUAAUUUU